Messenger RNA from Daldinia childiae, 996 nucleotides. RefSeq lists its product as uncharacterized. The record is from RefSeq and is a predicted model, not a curated record. The coding region runs from base 1 to 996 and encodes 331 amino acids. The transcript has 4 exons. Lineage: Eukaryota; Fungi; Ascomycota; Sordariomycetes; Xylariales; Hypoxylaceae.
AUGAAGGGAUCUUUUCUUUCUCUUACCCUUGCGCUCGCUGCGCCCUCUCAGGCGUACCUCCGCUUCGGAUGUGCCACCCUCAGCGUCCAGCGUUUGGACCCUCUCGUUGAACCCGGCGUCGUCCCUUCGGCACAUCUCCACCAGAUCGUUGGUGGAAAUGGCUUUAACGCAACCAUGGACCCUACCCAAGACGUCAGUCAGAGGGCUACUUGCACAACCUGCACAUUUUCCGAGGACUUCUCUAAUUACUGGACCGCUGUCCUAUACUUUAAAGCCCGUAAUGGAACAUACAAGCGUGUACCCCAGUAUCCAAAUGCUCUAUUAGGUAAUAUUAAGGGUGGGAUGACCAUCUACUACCUCCAGGAGUCGUUCAACUCGAACGGAAACCAGAAGAUCACAGCUUUCAAGCCUGGUUUCCGCAUGACCGUUGGAUCACCGGAGAGCAAAGACGGUACCAACCCCGGCCUACGUUAUACUUGUCUGCAGGACGUUAUGACGAGGUUCCCCGAAACCGCCGAGUUCCCCAAGGAGCCGUGUAAAGCGGGCAUCAUGGCUAUUCACCACUUUCCAGCAUGCUGGGAUGGCAAGAACCUCGACAGCCCCAACCACCAAGACCACAUGUACAACACGAACAGGGGAGGGUUCACAACUGCCGGCGCCUGCCCAUCGUCGCAUCCCGUCCGUGUACCCCAAGUUGCCUAUGAGACUAUGUGGGACACAACUCCAUUCAACGACAAGUCUAUAUGGCCCGCGGACGGUUCUCAACCCUUCGUGUGGAGCUAUGAAGACAGCGUAGGUUACGGAACUCACGGCGACUACCUCUUCGGCUGGAAGGGCGAUGCUCUUCAGCGCGCCAUGGACUCCACGCCUCUCCUCAGCAACGGAAUUACAACUCAGAGUGUAGACCAGGCGAAUAAAUGCACCAUCAAGAGCACCGUCAAUGAGGAUAUCGACGGAUGGGUUACCAGUCUCCCCGGCAGACACAUGGAUAUGUAG